This is a messenger RNA of Pyricularia oryzae 70-15, 159 nucleotides long. RefSeq lists its product as uncharacterized. Bases 1 to 159 code for a protein of 52 amino acids. The record is from RefSeq and is a predicted model, not a curated record. The transcript is spliced from 2 exons. Lineage: Eukaryota; Fungi; Ascomycota; Sordariomycetes; Magnaporthales; Pyriculariaceae.
AUGCGUUUCUCAACCAUUGCAAUGGCCCUCAGCGCCCUCUUCGCCGUCGGUUUCGCCGCCCCCUCGCCCCCUAGCGGAGACCCCAGCUCGCCCGGCUGCGUUGGCGGUUUCUGCGGCAACAACCUGGGCGGGCCCGGUAGCCGCGGCGGCAAGCGUUAA